UCUAGUCAUCGGGUUGGUUGUCAUGACGAUUGCGGAUGUUCUCUCCUACUCCAUCUGUAACCAAGUCUUCCGUAAAGAGGAUGCCGUCCAGACCUGGACCGUUGUCAUGAUGCUGCAAGGAGUAGGUUUCAUGGUGGGAGCCGUCUUUGGUGAAAGUAUUGACAAAACCGGAUCGUAUAACGAAGCCAUAUAUACAAGCAUGGGAAUGUAUGCGGUAUGCGCUGUGCUCUGUAUAGCCGUUCCUCUUUACCAAAAACUUUUUGCUCGUCAUCGCUUCGUCAUGUUUGACCACCAGGCCAAGUGUCGACGUUUAAAGACGGCGACGGCGACGACGAUGACGACGACGACGGUAGCCGAGGUGAAGACGGCAUGACCGUCCAACUAAUUUUCAAAGAUUAUCUUCAGUGCUGGUACUAAUGGAAAACAACAUUUUGAAUAUUCAAACCAAAUUUUACCUGAUUUGUAAGACUACGGGUAAACGAUGUGAAAGUGUCGUGGUACAGUGGUUCAUUCACUUGACUUUCACUCAUAAAGUUCGGGUUCGAAUCUCAGCUCAGCACUAAUGUCCUUCUGCAAGACAUGAGUCCACAUUUGCCACUCUCCAACUAGGUGUAAACGGGUAAAUUCCCGAUUUGCCAGAGCGUUACUGUCUUAUUUGACCACCGGCUAUGACCGGCCGAAAAUUAAUUGGUGAUUAAUUUGGGUGCCAAGAGCGUCACGGCGUGACGAACAUGUGCGCAAUCCAUUAAUAAUCCAAUGAUAAACGAUAUUGGUAGAAAGGGUACCAAAGUGGAGAUAUAAGAAAAUAUAUGAGUAGAAAAAAGUCUUAUUCUUCCAGAGCACUCCUAGUCUAACGACAAAGUGGUUACAUGCAGUGUAAGUGAUACUAAAAAAAAAAAUUAAAAAAAAAAAAAUCGUUUAAUAGUAAUAGUAAUCAUGUUUAUCAUGACGACGAUGAUCAUGGUAAUGAUGCUGACGGUAAUAAUGCUAGUGAUGUUAAUAGUGGUAAUAAUAAUGAUGCUAGUGAUAAUGGUGGUGAUGCUAGUGAUGAUGAUGAUAAUAAUGAUGAUGAUGAUGAUAAUAAUGAUGAACAUGGUAAAUGUAAUGAUGGUCACUGUAAUCAUGUUUAUCAUGACGAUGAUGAUCAUGGUAAUGAUGCUGACGGUAAUAAUGCUAGUGAUGUUAAUAGUGGUAAUGAUAAUGAUGCUAGUGAUAAUGGUGGUGAUGCUAGUGAUGAUGAUGAUAAUAAUGAUGAUGAUGAUGAUAAUAAUGAUGAACAUGGUACAUGUAAUGAUGGUCACUGUAAUCAUGUUUAUCAUGACGAUGAUGAUCAUGGUAAUGAUGCUGACGGUAAUAAUGCUAGUGAUGUUAAUAGUGGUAAUGAUAAUGAUGCUAGUGAUAAUGGUGGUGAUGCUAGUGAUGAUGAUGAUAAUAAUGAUGAUGAUGAUGAUAAUAAUGAUGAACAUGGUACAUGUAAUGAUGGUCACAAUAAUCAUGUUUAUCAUGACGAUGAUGAUCAUGGUAAUGAUGCUGACGGUAAUAAUGCUAGUGAUGAUAACCAUGGUAAUGAUAACGGUGAUAGUGAUUUUGAUGAGGAGGAGGAGGAUGAUAAUGACGACGAUGACGGUGAUACAACCAAACGAGAUUCUUUCGAAACGUAUAUCAAUUCUGAGAAUUUAAGUUUAACUUUAAAUUAUCGUAUUAAACUAUCAUAAAGACUUUCGAGAAAUCAAAUCAAGGGGGCAUUAAAUACCCAAUUUAUUGUACAUCCCAUAUAACUUGUGUUUAAGUGGCAUGU
Strongylocentrotus purpuratus (purple sea urchin) is the source of this 1798-nucleotide messenger RNA. RefSeq lists its product as uncharacterized. Lineage: Eukaryota; Metazoa; Echinodermata; Echinoidea; Camarodonta; Strongylocentrotidae. The transcript has 2 exons. Bases 23 to 373 code for a protein of 116 amino acids. The record is from RefSeq and is a predicted model, not a curated record.